AUGGGUGGGGCUGAGGGUCUGGGGAACACUCCAUGGGAGCAGAUCACAGGAGAGCACCCCAAGGUGCGGGCACCCCAAGGUCUCACACCGGUUGGCAGCAAGGGAGAGAUUGGAGGUCUUGCCCAGCAGCAGAAGACAGAGCUGGAACGAAGUAGGACAGAGGUGCUGGGGGUCAUCAGGGCGGGCCGCAGCCUGGCACUGCCAACCCUACUGCCCAUCUUCUCGCCACCACCUCAGGACAGAGAGCAGCCCUGCCCGCCCACCCGCCUGGCCGCAGGUCCGGCCGCAGGCAAGGUGGCGGUGACCCCAGGGAGGCCAGGCCUGCCUCAUGGAAGCACCGGGGGCCCCGGGGCUCGAGGCAGCCUGAGCGGCCCGCGGGCCCGGCUCCGCAGCCGCGACAGCUCGUGCGGCCGCCCGGGCACCCCGGGCGCGGCGAGCACCGCCAAGGGCAGCCCGAACGGCGAGUGCGGGCGCGGCGAGCCGCAGUGCAGCCCCGCGGCACCCGAGGGCCCGGCGCGGGGGUCCAAGGUGUCGUUCUCGUGCCGCGGGGCGGGCGCGGGGCCGGGGCCGGCGGAUGAGGCGGGCAGCGAGGAGGCGGGCCCCGCGGGGGAGCCGCGCGGCAGCCAGGCCAGCUUCAUGCAGCGGCAGUUCGGCGCGCUCCUGCAGCCCGGCGUCAACAAGUUCUCGCUGCGGAUGUUCGGCAGCCAGAAGGCCGUGGAGCGCGAGCAGGAGCGCGUCAAGUCGGCGGGGGCCUGGAUCAUCCACCCGUACAGCGACUUCAGGUUCUACUGGGACUUCACCAUGUUGCUCUUCAUGGUGGGAAACCUCAUCAUCAUACCUGUGGGCAUCACGUUCUUCAAGGAUGAGACCACCGCCCCGUGGAUCGUGUUCAACGUGGUCUCGGACACGUUCUUCCUCAUGGACCUGGUGCUGAACUUCCGCACGGGCAUCGUGAUCGAGGACAACACGGAGAUCAUCCUGGACCCUGAGAAGAUCAAGAAGAAGUACCUGCGCACGUGGUUCGUGGUGGACUUCGUGUCUUCCAUCCCCGUGGACUACAUCUUCCUCAUCGUGGAGAAGGGCAUCGACUCCGAGGUCUACAAGACGGCGCGCGCGCUGCGCAUCGUGCGCUUCACCAAGAUCCUCAGCCUCCUGCGGCUGCUGCGGCUGUCGCGCCUCAUCCGCUACAUCCACCAGUGGGAGGAGAUCUUCCACAUGACCUAUGACCUGGCGAGCGCCGUGAUGCGCAUCUGCAACCUCAUCAGCAUGAUGCUGCUGCUGUGUCACUGGGACGGCUGCCUGCAGUUCCUGGUGCCCAUGCUGCAGGACUUCCCGCGGAACUGCUGGGUCUCCAUCAACGGCAUGGUGAACCACUCGUGGAGCGAGCUCUACUCCUUCGCGCUCUUCAAGGCCAUGAGCCACAUGCUGUGCAUCGGGUACGGGCGGCAGGCCCCCGAGAGCAUGACCGACAUCUGGCUGACCAUGCUGAGCAUGAUCGUGGGCGCCACGUGCUACGCCAUGUUCAUCGGCCACGCCACCGCCCUCAUCCAGUCGCUGGACUCCUCUCGGCGCCAGUACCAGGAGAAGUACAAGCAGGUGGAGCAGUACAUGUCCUUCCACAAGCUGCCCGCCGACUUCCGCCAGAAGAUCCAUGACUACUACGAGCACCGCUACCAGGGCAAGAUGUUCGACGAGGACAGCAUCCUGGGAGAGCUCAACGGGCCUCUGCGGGAGGAGAUCGUCAACUUCAACUGCCGGAAGCUGGUGGCCUCAAUGCCACUGUUUGCCAACGCCGACCCCAACUUUGUCACGGCCAUGCUGACCAAACUCAAAUUCGAGGUCUUCCAGCCCGGUGACUACAUCAUCCGAGAAGGCACCAUCGGCAAGAAGAUGUACUUCAUCCAGCACGGUGUGGUCAGCGUGCUCACCAAGGGCAACAAGGAGAUGAAGCUCUCCGAUGGCUCCUAUUUUGGGGAGAUCUGCCUGCUGACGCGGGGCCGGCGCACGGCCAGCGUGCGCGCCGACACCUACUGCCGCCUCUACUCGCUGAGCGUGGACCACUUCAACGAGGUGCUGGAGGAGUACCCCAUGAUGCGGCGGGCCUUCGAGACUGUCGCCAUCGACCGCCUGGACCGCAUCGGCAAGAAGAACUCCAUCCUGCUGCACAAGGUACAGCACGAUCUCAACUCGGGCGUGUUCAACAACCAGGAGAACGCCAUCAUCCAGGAGAUCGUCAAAUACGACCGCGAGAUGGUGCAGCAGGCAGAGCUGGGCCAGCGCGUGGGCCUCUUCCCGCCGCCGCCGCCGCCGCAGGUCACCUCGGCCAUCGCCACGCUGCAGCAGGCCGUGGCCAUGAGCUUCUGCCCGCAGGUGGCGCGCCCGCUCGUGGGGCCGCUGGCCCUUGGCUCGCCACGCCUCGUGCGCCGCCCGCCCCCGGGGCCCGGGCCCGCGCCCUCUGCCGCCGCCGCCGCCUCGGGCCCCGCGGCCUCCGCGCGUCCGGCCAGCAGCUCCACGCCGCGCUUGGGGCCGGCGCCCGCCACCCGAGCCGCCGCGCCCAGCCCGGACCGCAGGGACUCGGCCUCGCCCGGCGCCGCCGGCGGCCUCGACCCCCUGGACUCCGCGCGCUCGCGCCUCUCGUCCAACUUGUGACCUUCGCCGUGCCGCCCCGCGGGCCCAGGCGGGCCGGGGGCGGGGCCGUCAUCCACACCAAAGCCAUGCCAUCGCGCGCUGCCCCCGGCCGUCGUCGGCCGCCCGCCCCAGAAGCCAUAGAGGAGUCCUAGGUAGUUGUAGUCGGACGGGCGGGCCGGGGCGGCGCGGCAGCCCCCUCCGAGCCCCCGCCGUGCCCUUCAUCGCCCUGCGCCCACCCACAUCGUCCUUGCCCCCGGCGGCGGCCUCGCCUGAGUGCGUGCGAGGGGGCCCCCCUUCACCUCGGUGCCUCAGUUCCCCCAACUGUGAAGCGGGGACGGGGACGGCCCCGUGGCCGAAAGGAGAUGGCUGUGGAGUCCUGCCCGCCCCCACCCUCGUAGGUGGCCCGUCCGAUGAGGAUUCUGUUUUUUAAGUGCAAUACUUGGCCCGCCGGCUUCCCGCUGCCCCCAUCGCGCUCACGCAAUAACCGGCCCGGCCCCCCCACCCCACCCUCUCCCCGACCCCGUCCGCGUGCGGCCCGCGGUGACCUCCCCCCGGAGCGGGCACACCCCGCCCCCUCCGGCGCCCAGGGGCGGGCAGUCCUGGCUGCGCCCGGGCGCGGGGGUCGGAGGUGAGGC
Messenger RNA from Panthera uncia (snow leopard), 3263 nucleotides. It is a transcript of the gene HCN2, whose product is annotated as hyperpolarization activated cyclic nucleotide gated potassium and sodium channel 2. The transcript has 12 exons. Gene Ontology annotation, cellular component: membrane. Gene Ontology annotation, biological process: potassium ion transport; transmembrane transport. Bases 1 to 2649 code for a protein of 882 amino acids. NCBI's taxonomy places the organism in Eukaryota, Metazoa, Chordata, Mammalia, Carnivora, Felidae. Gene Ontology annotation, molecular function: voltage-gated potassium channel activity. The record is from RefSeq and is a predicted model, not a curated record.